AUGUUGAAGAAGUUGAAGCUGAAGAAGAAGUUGAAGAUGAAGCUGAAGAUGAAGUUGAAGUAUAUAAUGUUGAAGAAGUUGAAGUUGAAGCAUACAACAUUGAAGUUGAAGCAGUUGAAUUUGAAGAACAUUGAAGCAGUUGAAUUUGAAGAUGAAGAUGAAGAUGAAGCUGUAGAAGAUGAAGUUGAAUUAUAUAAUGCUGAAGAAGUUGAAGCUGAAGAAGAUGAAGUUGAAUUAUAUAAUGUUGAAGAAGCUGAAGAUGUUGAAGCUAAAGAAGAUGAAGUUGAAUUAUAUAAUGCUGAAGAAGUUGAAGCUGAAGAAGAUGAAGUUGAAGCAUAUAAUGUUGAAGAAAAUGAAGCUGAAGAAGAAGUUGAAGAUGAAGCUGAAGAUGAAGUUGAAGCAUACAACAUUGAAGCAGUUGAAUUUGAAGAUGAAGAUGAAGCUGUAGAAGAUGAAGUUGAAGUAUAUAAUGUUGAAGAAGUUGAAGCUGAAGAAGAUGAAGUUGAAGUAUAUAAUGUUGAAGAAGUUGAAGCUGAAGAAGAUGAAGUUGAAUUAUAUAAUGCUGAAGAAGUUAAAGCUGAAGAAGAUGAAGUUGAAUUAUAUAAUGCUGAAGAAGUUAAAGCUGUAGAAGAUGAAGUUGAAUUAUGUAGUGCUGAAGAAGUUGAAGCUAAAGAAGAUGAAGUUGAAUUAUAUAAUGUUGAAGAAGUUGAAGCUGAAGAAGAUGAAGUUGAAGUAUAUAAUGUUGAAGAAGUUGAAGCUGAAGAAGGUGAAGUUGAAGUAUAUAAUGUUGAAGAAGUUGAAGCUGAAGAAGGUGAAGUUGAAGUAUAA
Molecule: messenger RNA, 828 nt
Organism: Megalobrama amblycephala (Wuchang bream)
Lineage: Eukaryota; Metazoa; Chordata; Actinopteri; Cypriniformes; Xenocyprididae
Product: ring-infected erythrocyte surface antigen-like
Exons: 1
Coding region: 1-828 (275 amino acids)
Source: RefSeq, a predicted model, not a curated record